Molecule: messenger RNA, 429 nt
Organism: Parnassius mnemosyne (clouded apollo)
Lineage: Eukaryota; Metazoa; Arthropoda; Insecta; Lepidoptera; Papilionidae
Source: the annotation of a GenBank genome assembly
AUGGACGCAGUAUGCAUAAAAACCAAGAGACCGAAGACUGAUCCAAAAGAACAAGCAUUUCGUAUCUUGGAAAGAACCACAACAAAGAUAGAAGAAGGAAGAUUCCAGACCGAUCUUCUCUGGCGCAAAGACGAUGUAAAGUUACCAGACACCUACGAAAACCCGCUGAAGAGGCUCUUCAAUAUAGAAAAGAAGAUCGAUCGUGAUCCCACGUUAAAGAAGAAAUACGUGGAACAAAUGGACGCUCUCGUCGCAAAGGGGUACGCCGAACCCGCCCCAAAACAGAAUACAGCUGACAAGACUCGAAGACUCCUGGCCGACGGAAACCACAAGAGCAACAGCGGAACAACCUUCCGACGAAGAAAGGACACAUCACGGGAGCAACAAAGGCGAUUGAAGCUUGCAGAAGGUCUACCUGAUCAAGCGUAG